This is a messenger RNA of Poecilia latipinna (sailfin molly), 2719 nucleotides long. Its product is annotated as zinc finger protein 36, C3H1 type-like 1. Gene Ontology annotation, molecular function: mRNA binding; metal ion binding. NCBI's taxonomy places the organism in Eukaryota, Metazoa, Chordata, Actinopteri, Cyprinodontiformes, Poeciliidae. The transcript has 2 exons. The record is from RefSeq and is a predicted model, not a curated record. The coding region runs from base 1223 to 2320 and encodes 365 amino acids.
AAACACUAACAAAACAUUCACCAACAAAUAUUUAACUGCAGCAUUGGAGUUUAUGACAUAGAAAUGGUCAAAAAUGUAAAUAAACCUUUAUUACUGCUGAUAUUACUACAGUUUACAGACAUGGCAGCCAUAUUGGAUUUUGUGUCAGGGUUGGAGAGAAAUCUGAACUUUCUUCUGGACAAGCUUUGAGUGUAAAUGUCUGGACUUUUGGGGAACCAACUUUUCUCCAACUAUUAUCAGACUGAAAAGACUGUUUUGGGGGGAAAUUUUCAUUUUGAGGCAGCAGGAAUAGGGGUCUCAAAACUUUCCAAUAUAAAGUUUUAAGAAAACUUAAACUUAUUUCUCAAACUGAAGUUGCUUCAAGUAGUAAUUACUUCUGUUAAAGACCCAAUGUUAUUCAAAAACUGUUUAUUUUAUGUAUUUAUAAUUAUUUUUGGUUGUUUUUUGCACCCGGUCUGAAUUAUUUUGAUGCUUCUUUUAUUUUGUUUUCAUGUUGUUUAUUCCUCUUGCAGAAAAUAAACAACAGCUGAAACUUCCUUUGAAUGGAGAAUGUAAGAUUUACGUUCAAAUUUAAGUUGCAAUUUGUCGCAGCUGCAUGUCCGUCCUCUCUUAAUCACAACUAAAUACCAUUUUCUACGUUUUUCUUUUCCCAAAAGGCAGAGAAUAUGUUUAGUCGAACUUGUUAUUGACCUUUCAGCUGUAUCGAUCCAAAACAAAGAUGGAGGACGGCCUGUUCAAAGAGGAAUGCUGCUUCUUCUUCUUCUUUUUUGGUCAUGAAUGGGUAGAAAAGUAGCUUUAUUCAGCUCCUUUCCCUCCUUGCUGUGCCAACCCUGCCCCCCAGCACACAAUUACAAUGCAGGACCCCACCCCCGCCAACACACACAUCAUUAACGCACAUUAACACACAAACUCCCCGCCUGCCCCCUGAAGCAUUCAGACAGGAGGGGGUGGGUUUCCCCAGCUACUUAAACAGAUUCCAGCAGAUGGUUGAGGAACUUUCCUGCACUGCACUGCAGUCAACGGACCGAGGCUUUAUCAAUCCAGAACCAGAAAACUUUUUAAAAAAUCAACCCCGUCAAGACCUCUGGAACAAAAAAAACUUCUUCAAAACAAGCUGCAGAGUUCCUCCAAGCUGCCAGAAACUAGUUUAGUCUCCUGGAAAUUGAUCCGUUGCGGAUCAGACAUCAGGCUGCUUCACUUGGUGAAGAGCGUGGAGUGAAUCAUGCCGUCCGACUCCCUGACGCCUUUCCUGGAACUGGAUGAGGAGUUCUGCAAGAAUUUCUGCGGCCUGGAGGCGACAGAUGGCGCCUCCGGCGGCUCAAUGUCUCGCAGUCAGAGAGUCCUGGGCUUCCAGAGACGCCACUCCCUCUGCCCUGUGACCCUGCCAAACUCCAAGUUCAACAGCGGCUGUGAGGCCGCGGAGCCGGCCUGCUGCUGGGGCCUCGGCCUGGCCUGCAGCCAGCAGUGGAGCCGGGCGCUGCCCCGCUCCUCCCUCAGUCACAUCCCCUUCCGGGUCGACCGCUCGGUCAGCAUGAUCGAGGGGAACCUGCGGGAGGACAAAACGCUGUUGCCACCGCCGGGUCUGUCCAUCAGCAAGCCACCGCCGCCGCACAUCUCCAGCCGCUACAAAACGGAACUGUGCCGCACCUUCGAGGAGAGCGGCACCUGCAAGUACGGCGCCAAGUGCCAGUUCGCCCACGGCCUGGACGAGCUGAGGGGCCUCAGCAGGCACCCCAAGUACAAAACCGAGCCCUGCCGCACCUUCCACACCAUCGGCUUCUGUCCGUACGGCGCCCGCUGCCACUUCAUCCACAACGCCGACGAGGUGCAAGCCGCCGCGACCCACAGUCACAAGCCGCCAUUGCUGCGGCACAGCCUCAGCUUUGCGGGCUUCUCCUCUUCUUCCCACAUCUUCCAGCCGGUCCAGGAGCCUUCCUGCCUCCUCUUCACCCGGGCCUCCUCCGUCUCGCCGCCGCCCUCCUCCUCGGGGAGUCCGGAGCUGCUUUCGCCUCUCUUGCCUGAACCGGGGCCUCUCAAGCAUUGCUCGUACCCGUUCUCCGGUAUCGGCGACGGCGGAGACUCUUCUCUCUGCUUCUUCGCCUCCAGCAACCAGAACCUCCCGGUUCGGCUCCCCCAGCAGCCGCCGGCCUGCCUGAACAGCUUCCCCUCGCUGCAGCGCUGCUCCUCCGCCGACUCCCUCUCCGAGGAGGGCUACACCUCCUCCUGCUCCCUCAGCUCCUCCUCCAGCGGCACCGAGUCUCCCAGCUUCGAGGGUCGGCGACUCCCCAUCUUCAGCCGCCUCUCCGUCUCAGACGAGUAGGGAGAAGUUUUGCUUUGAGGCUGAGUUCGAUCAGGGGUGGUUUUAAAUUUACAGAGUGUAACUUUUACAAAAAAAAUAAAAUAAAAUGACGAGUAUUAGGGCCAAAUUAAAAAGAUAAUCCCCACUAGUAGACCUGCCAUGAAUGCUAGUGCUAAUCAUGACAGUUUUCCUAGAACUUUGCCAUUAGCACAUUUAGCAACAUAUACAAGUUGAUUGACAGCGCUAAGACCCUCCUCCUAGCUCUGAUUGGUUGUUUCUGACCGGGAGCGGUAGCAUUGGGAGGAAGUGGGGAAGUUGAAUCUCUUCACAGAUUAUCUCUCUCUUACAUAGAACCAGGACAUAUUAGGGCCAUAAAAAGAAAAAAUCACAUUAUUACAACUUUAUUCUUGUACGAGUUUA